AUGACCACAUCCCGCCCGCAGGGGACGAUUCCACCCCCCGCCUAUACCAACCGAUCACGGGUGAUCGUCUCAAUCGAUUGGCUUGAGGGUUUGGUUAUUCCAUUCUAUUGGAAGAGCGCGAUGGGCAGUGAGGUCGAAAGGGCUGAAUUCAUUCUCCAGCGCCACUUCGCCUCAAUGGGCGGCCACGCCUCCCGCGGCAGCUUCCAACCGGGUGAGACCCGCGCCCGCGAGGCGGGGCGGAAGGGCGGCUUGCACUCGGGCGGGAACUUUGAGCCCAACGACGAGCGGGCGCGCGCGGCGGGGCGGAUACUCCCGAUUAGUAAUCGCUAA
This is a messenger RNA of Aspergillus saccharolyticus JOP 1030-1, 330 nucleotides long. RefSeq names its product general stress protein. Bases 1 to 330 code for a protein of 109 amino acids. The record is from RefSeq and is a predicted model, not a curated record. The transcript has 2 exons. NCBI's taxonomy places the organism in Eukaryota, Fungi, Ascomycota, Eurotiomycetes, Eurotiales, Aspergillaceae.